Homarus americanus (American lobster) is the source of this 4722-nucleotide messenger RNA. RefSeq lists its product as uncharacterized. The coding region runs from base 75 to 4712 and encodes 1545 amino acids. The record is from RefSeq and is a predicted model, not a curated record. Lineage: Eukaryota; Metazoa; Arthropoda; Malacostraca; Decapoda; Nephropidae. The transcript is spliced from 4 exons.
CGACCAAUGAACAGCCGUCAACAAACAUUCCUCGGUGACGACAAUUUCAAAACAUUGGAGGAGCAGCUGAGGUGAUGGCGGUGGAACAAGAUGUCAUACUUUUGUUAAAUCAUAAUUAUCUCUUCUCGAAUUUUGACCAACAUGCAGCAGACUGGAAUGCCCCGAGUUUACUUAAAGUCUACCAGAGGCUGUUAAGUGUGUACGACUCGACAUUUGACUAUGAUGGUGAUCCAGCCAGCUCCACCUCACACCAGUGUUUUGUUCACAUACAAAAGUGCCUCCGGUUAUUGGGGAUUGAUCACCUUGCACCAAAGAUAAAAGAUUUAACAGAUAAAUCAAAAGCACUAAGGAUCAUCUCUGCCAUUGACGACAAGAUAACAGGUCGUUACAACAAGCAAUUGGCUGCCAGGAGGAACAGAAUUGUGAUUAAAAAAGAACAAGCAAACAAGGCCCCCAAGGUAAAGUAUCUGACAGUCUCCACUGUAAACACAAAUCAAGAAAAUGUUGAUCCAGGUGUUACUUGUGUCAAGUCAGAAGAACAAGAAGCAAACAAGGUGUCUGAGGUAAAGCAUCAUCAGGUGAGCACAGAAACUACAAAUCAAGAAAAUUUUGAACCUAGUGCCACAUGUGUCAAGGAGUCUGUAUCCCCAUGCAGAGAAACUCCUACAUUAUAUUCCAGAAUUGACAUUACUACUCAAGAGAAGUGGCUAUUGGAAACCAAAACCUCUUCUUCCAGUACUUCCCCUGAAGAAAACAUCAUUCCUUUCAUACCAACAGGUCGACAGCUCCCUAGAACCCCAGUAAAGUCAUCUAACAUAUCUGACAUGGAAAACCAGAGCUUUUAUGAGGACAAGAAGAAUACCUUCCUUACCCCUGCUGAUAAGGUUUGUGAUAACUCACUGUCUGACUCAGAAUUUUCUUCACAACAAGGGACACAUUCAUAUCUCACUCCUACUGAUAAGAGGAUUCUUGAUAGCACCAUGUCAGAUGAAGAAUCUCCACAAGAAGCAACACAGAGUCCUACAAGUGAUGUAGAGUCUAAUUUUAUUCCUUCUGGACGGCAACUUUCAAGAACUCCAAACAAGUUGGCAGAAAUUGAUUGUUGCACAGAGAAAAAUGGUUGUAUGAAUUUCACUCUUGGUUCUUCAGUAUUGGGAGAUGUAGAUUGUUCUCCAGAAAAAUAUAGAAGUAAGCAAGCCUCCUCAGCCUCCAAUGAAAUUUCAUUGGAAUCUUCAUUCAAUAGUAAUGUAAUAAUUAGAGAAAAAUCCCAAGUAAAAGAAAGCAGUGUUGAUGAAAGAACAUCACAGUUUUCAGAUUUUAAAAAUAAAGGAUUAAAAUUGGGAGAUGUACAACAUACUACUGUGGUGUAUUCUAGCCCUCAGGUUAGUUCAGAUCAAACCUUCAUACUCACAUCUGCAGAUGAAUCUUGUACAUUUUCACCUCCAGUGAUAUAUAAGGAUAUUCAGACAUUACCUAUUACAAUUUUGGAAUCUCCUGUGGGUAUUAAAAAUCACACUAAUGUUUUCAUUGAAGCAAAUAACACAGGAAGUUCCCAACAAGAAUUAAAAGUAUCUCCAGUUUUAGACAAGUGCAAUAUUGAUAUCUCAUUACAUUCACCUGACUUACUAAAAACUGAUAUUUUGUAUGAGCAACCUUUACCAGGAACUUUAUCAGGGUUUUACUGCAAGACACUUGUGGAUUAUAGUGUGCAUGAAAGCUCUGCAUCUGGAUAUUCAGAACCAGUGUCUAGACACAGUUUGAUUGACCUUGGAAAUUAUACUUCGAGCUCUGAAGCUUAUCAAGAGAAGGAUUCAGAAAUAUGUUUACUGAAAGGCAAGACAGUACAGGAAGAUCAUUUGGGGGUAGAUGAGGAUAUUAGUAAAAAAUCAUUUAUUUUGGUAAGUAAAGAUAACUCAGAAUUAGGAUUAUUGGAUGAAAGUGCUGCUUUGUCUGUAACUCAUCAGAAUAUUCCACACAUUGAUUGUGUCCUCACACCACCUGUUGGAUUCAUGGAUGUUAAGGCAACUUCGGAGGAUCAGUUGGAAUCCUGUGAUACAGAAGAUAAUUCUACACAAGAUAAAAAUAGUAUUGAUACAUCAGUAGAAGCUAUUAAUACAAAACAAUUAUUUGUUUCACAUGGAGAGCCUAAGCUGAGAAUUUCUUCAGUACUAAAUGAAAUAAAAAAUAUGGAAAUUGAUGGCACAGAAGUAAGUGUUUCACCAGAACAGGAAAAACUUACUGCUACUCAAAACACAAAGACAAAAGUAUCACUGAGAGAGAAAUUAGCAAAUAAGAAAACUAGUAAAGUGACCCGUGGUGUUAAUGAAGAAAAGAAUCUUGGGGUUUCUCAUCAAGAAACGAAGACAACAGGCAAACAAUGUAACAAGAAAGUUGAACAAAUUACUACAAAAUUUUCAGAAGCACUUGAUGCUCCUACAAAAAAUUUAAAGAGUCCACAGAAUCCCAGCAUGAAUAAUGAAAAACUGACUUGGAUUAAUGACACGUUUACAUUGUUAGACUUUGAUGAUUCAAUGGAAAUUUUCCCCGUAAGAGAAAGUAGAAAAAAGGACAAGAAUAAAACUAAAAUUCAAGAAGGAACAAAAGAUUCCUCAGGGGUUAUUAGAGGAACCUCAAAAAAUUCCAUAAAAACUGAAUUUGCUGGAGCCAUUAAUAAAGAUGCAAACACACCUGCCAAAAAGUUGUCACUUCAGAAACAAAAAGCAAAACCAUUCAGUGAUCACUUGCAGAAACCCACAAAAUCAGACUUCGGUAACACACACAGAUUUGUGGAAGAUGAAAUUGGCAGUUUGGUGGAUGAGGUUCAGCAUGUAACAAAAGAUAAAAAAGUGCAUAAAGAAAACAAAAAACCCCAGAGGGAUACCAGGCAGGAAAGUGUGAAACACAGCAAGCUAAAAUCGGGCAAAUAUGAUCAUGCACCAAUUCUUGAGGAAAUCAAGCCAGAUAAUAUGAAGGAUAAUAAAAAAGUUAACCAUAAUUGUGAAAAGACCAUAAAAACGGGUAUACCUGUUUUAGUAGAUCCAAACAAAGACAGUACCAAACAAAAUACAAGAGAAACUAAGUUGGCAACCUUCUCUGAAAGUGUAAAGGCAUCAGAAGUAAACUGUGACAUGGGCACUUUAAAAACAAAAUUGGCAAGAAAGAAUGUAAAGAAAAUUACAAAAGACCUGCUGUUAUAUCAUAAAGAUUCUGAAGAUCAUAUUAAUAACUCUGACAUUGAAAUAACAAAAAGUAGGAAGCCAACAGACAGUAAUGCUUAUCAUAAUGAAAGUAGCAAUAAUAUGAUUCUCUUAGAGUCAGCAAGAGGCUUUAGAUCAAGAGGGAGAACUAAGAAAUCUAAGUCUACCAUCGCAUCUUCUGACACAGUAGAAAGUUGCAGUGAUGUUUCCAUUGAGAGAAAGGAAGUUAAAGAUUCAGAAGCUGGAAUCAAGCAAAGAACAAAGUCAAAACUGAAAGAUCCAGAACCACAUACUGAUGAUUUGCUAUGUUCUGAAACAAAAAAUAGUACUAAAAAAAAUUCUGGAAAAGCUCAAAGAAAAAUUUUACAGUUCACAAGUCAAAUUCCUGAACCAACUAGUGCAACUAAACUUGUAAAAUCAACAUCUGAAAUCCAUAGUGUAAGUCAAAAUUGCAGUAAAAAGUUGGUGAGUAGAAGCAACAGUGAACAGACACUGAAUGCUUCAACUGAUAAGAUACGUGAUAGUGAACCAAGUGAGAAACCAAUAGCUGAUAGUAAGAAAAUUUCAUGUCAGAUUCAGAUCAAAGAAGUUGAUACACACAUUGACCAGAAAGAUAAAAAAGCUGUUAGAUACAAAACUACAUCAAACAAGAAAGGGGGAAAGAAAUAUCGUAAUUUAGAGAAAUCACUACCAGUCCAUGCCACUUCCAAAGUAGAUGAAGAAUUUUGUAUGAAUCUUGAAUUGAUGUCUCUCCAGUCCUGUGAAAGUGUAGAACCACAAGCCAGUAAUGAAAAUACAUAUGUAUCUAAUGCCUCUGAGUGUAUCAAUACAAGACUUGGGCAGAAGAAGGCAAAAUUUAACUCGGAACAGUCACUUGAAAUUUCUAAUGUUCUGUUACAAAAUAAAGUCAGUGCACAGCUUCAGUUAUUAUCACUACAACCAACUGAAAGAAUAAAUUCAGAGGGCCUCAAGGAAGCAGAAAAAUUUAAUGAAAAAAGAAAUAGAAUAAAGAUACGUGCUGACCUAAACACCAAUGCUGUUGAAAUGCUCCCUAGUUUCAUUCAGAAAAGAAAAACACUAGGUACAAACAGAAAUAAGUCCUCUACAUCAGAAGGAAAAGCACCAGGUCAAGAAACACUCUCAUCUGACCAAGACUUGGCUAUGAUGCAAGAAAAAUCUAGUGAAGAAAAAGGCGUACCUGAUACACCGACACCCACAAGUAAGAAGAGAAAAGAGAAAUAUGAAGGCUACGAAAAGGAAAGCAUGAUGAUUGACAGAGUAAAUUCAGAUUUGAGCAGUACUGAAGAUACAAAGAUCAAGAAUAAAAAGGUGAAUGGAAAGAAAAAGAGUACUAAAGGAAACAAAGACUUUCAUGAAGAGUCUACUUGUGAAAGCAGCAGAUAUUCUACUACUCGGCCAGGACGUAGAUGCAAAACAAAGGCCUUAACAGCUAUUUCUGAAAUCUUUAAUGAAUCAGAUAGUGACUUUCUCCACCAUAUUAAAGCCAAAAAGUAAUGUUAUUUAA